AUGGCCGGCACUUUGAGACCAGACCCCGAUCUUCAGCGGUUCAACACCGCCAGAGAGAAGAUGGGCCAUUACUUCCGCUUCAGACCCAGAUCUGCCAUCUUCAACGCUAUAUGGAUGGGUGCUGUGCCACUCACCAUGGCAUACAUUGCAUACAACUAUGAGGGUCAGCUCUCGUUCCAGAGGAAAUUCAGAAAGGAUGUUGUCUUGGAAGAGGAAUAUGUUCCUAGAAAGAAGGAUUUGUAA
This is a messenger RNA of Candidozyma auris, 243 nucleotides long. RefSeq lists its product as uncharacterized. The record is from RefSeq and is a predicted model, not a curated record. Bases 1 to 243 code for a protein of 80 amino acids. The transcript has a single exon. NCBI's taxonomy places the organism in Eukaryota, Fungi, Ascomycota, Pichiomycetes, Serinales, Metschnikowiaceae.